Messenger RNA from Equus caballus (horse), 932 nucleotides. Its product is annotated as lysosomal dipeptide transporter MFSD1. Gene Ontology annotation, molecular function: transmembrane transporter activity. Gene Ontology annotation, cellular component: lysosome. The record is from RefSeq and is a predicted model, not a curated record. Lineage: Eukaryota; Metazoa; Chordata; Mammalia; Perissodactyla; Equidae. Gene Ontology annotation, biological process: transmembrane transport.
ACGUGCGCCGCGCCGCCAUGUGACCGCACUCCGCCCUGGGCCGGCCGCUGUCGCUCGUCGGUGCCCGGCCGGCUCGAUGGAGGAGGAGGAGGAGGAGGCGCGGGCGCUGCUGGCGGGCGGCCCCGGCGCGCCCAGCGCGCUGCCGGCCCUCUGCGACCCCGGCCGCCUGGCGCACCGGCUGCUGGUGCUGCUACUGAUGUGCUUCCUGGGCUUCGGCAGCUAUUUUUGCUAUGAUAAUCCUGCUGCGCUUCAGAGUCAGUUUAAGCGGGAUAUGCAGGUGAAUACCACGAAAUUCAUGCUGCUCUAUGCCUGGUAUUCUUGGCCCAAUGUAGUUUUGUGUUUCUUUGGUGGCUUUUUGAUAGACCGAGUGUUUGGAAUACGAUGGGGCACCAUUAUUUUUAGCUGCUUUGUUUGCACUGGGCAGGUGGUGUUUGCUCUGGGUGGAAUCUUUAAUGCCUUUUGGCUGAUGGAAUUUGGAAGAUUUGUGUUUGGGAUUGGUGGGGAGUCCUUAGCAGUUGCCCAGAAUACAUAUGCUGUGAGUUGGUUUAAAGGCAAAGAAUUAAACUUGGUGUUUGGACUCCAGCUUAGCAUGGCUAGAAUUGUGCUUGACCGUGGUGCUCACACCUCUCUGGACUGAGCACGGGUGGCCACUGCUCCCGGCAUUUGCACCCUGGAAAGGAUCAUGGUGUUUUAGGUUUGGUCUGAAAGAUGGCACCCAGGAGAACAACAUUAUGCUUUUAUUAAUGCAACCUGUAGGGUGUUCUGACCGUCCCAAACCCCUUUAGGUUUUCUCUUCAUAAACUCCUAUGAAUAGAGGUUUUUAAAAAAAUCCUUACCAUUAAAAAUCAAGCUUUCCAAAUCCUGAGAAAAAAGAACAAAACGGGAGGCAUCACAAUCCCUGACUUCAAAACAUACUAUAAAGCUACAGUAAU